Molecule: messenger RNA, 1404 nt
Organism: Symbiodinium natans
Lineage: Eukaryota; Dinophyceae; Suessiales; Symbiodiniaceae
Source: the annotation of a GenBank genome assembly
AUGGCCAUGGCUUCUGUUUUUUGUUGGCUGCUGCUUUGGCUGCUUAAUGCGGCAGCCGGUGCAGGCGCGGACGAGGCACCUGGUGUGGAACGCGCGAGGCUCUACGGCAACCUCAACGCGUAUGCCUACUACUUCACAGACCUCCAGGUGGGGACACCCAAAGCGCAGCUUACCUCUGUCAUCAUCGACACGGGUAGCCACCUGCUUGGCUUCCCCUGCGGCGGCUGCGACCACUGUGGGAGACACCUGGAGCCAGGCUUUUACAUGAGCCAGUCCAAGACAGCGGAAUGGACGCCCUGUAAAGCGGAGCUGCACUGUGAGCACUGCUUUGAGAACAGGUGCCAAUACACCGAAAAGUACUCCGAAGGGAGUUCGAUCUCCGGCCACUGGUUCGAGGACUACGUGAAGCUCGGGGACGUGUUCCAAGAAAACCCGGCGGUGAAAGCUCGGAUGGGCUGCCACAACUCAGAGAACAAGCUCUUCUACACCCAGCAGGCCAAUGGCAUCAUGGGCCUGGCGCCACCGGAGCACAAGACUGCUACGGGCAACAUCUUGCACGACCUCUUCCGAGAUAAGAAGCACGUGGAUGCAAAUCGCUUCGCCAUCUGCAUGGCUGACUGGGGCGGGCUGCUCUCCGUGGGGGGCGACAGCGCCGAGUAUCACACUGGAGGGGUCAACUGGAUACCCAUGCAAGUGGAUGGUUACUACACCGUCCAUCCGAAGAGCAUGAUGGUCGAAGACCGGUUGCUUGCGGCCGGCCCCUAUGAUUUCGGCAAGGCUGUGAUCGACACAGGCACGACUCUGACGUACUUCCCCACAGGGGUGUACAACAGCCUCAUUGCAACCCUCGAUGCCUACUGCGCGCUCCCUGACAAGUGCAAGACCGAGCGCCUUCCGGGCCAUCCGAAAUGCUGGCGUUUUAAGGGCGCCACGACCCCGGAGGGGGAAAGGGCCGCUUUGAGCCAGGCAAACUUCCCCACUAUCAAGAUGAAGUUCCGUUACACGGAAGAGGAUGUGGAAGUCAUUUGGCGGCCGGAGGCCUACCUCGGCAAAAGGAUACGCAUGGGGGAGCUUUGCUACGCCUUCGCCGCCAUGAAGCAGAUCGACCAGACCAUCCUCGGCAUCUCCUGGCUCCUGCACAAGGACGCCAUCUUCGACGUGACCAGCCAGAGGUUUGGAAUUGUUGACGCGGACUGCCCGUCGCAUCACAAGAUUCCGACAUCGCUGUGGGAGAUGUUCUCGGGCCCGAGCUGGCUGCUGCAGCCUAGGCUGUCCAUCUCCCUGCCGCUUGUUGCGGUGUUGCUUGCUGGUGGCUUCAUGCUGAUGGCGUGCAGGUUCUGGCGGCUCUUCUCGGCGCUCUAUGCACCGCGCGUGGAGCAGUCCGAGACCGGACCACUCCUCUGA